UAGCGGGAUAUAAACAAAUACAGUUACUUAGUGAUGUUGACCGCAAUCAGUAUAUAUAGUAGAAUUGAAGAUUAAAAAUAUUAUUCAAAGUGAGACAAGAAGACGCGAAGCAAGAUGGCAAGCACUAGCUAUGUUGAUCUAUUCAAAACAGAUCUUAUUGACGAAAAGAUCAAAAACUCUUUUAAUAACACGUCGAGUAUGUUAACAAAGACAUAUUCCUUAUCCGUGCCUGACUUGACGAAUAUAAAAUCUACCCCAGCGCGUUCGUCUAAUGAUGCUAGUAUGUUUGACCCGUUAGAUUUUCAUACGUAUCUGAACGCGCAUAAAAACGGACAUGAAAAUUAUCGUCAUUUAAUGUCAAACGAAGCAAAUAAAGUAAAAAAGCCUAAUGAACCGGAACCGACGAAAGCUGAAGAUAUUACGUCAGAAGAACCUCCUCAAAACGAAAGCGCUUAUCAGUAUCCGCCUGAAUUCUAUAAAAACCAAGCGAACUCCAUACGGCACAAACGACAGCUAAACUUGCAAAAUUUAAUACAAGAAGAUUUAAAGAAAGAAGAGAUAAAGCAAGAAAUUCCUCAAGAAAAAAAUGUCAAUGAUUGGUUGAGCACCGUAUACGCGAAACCUGAUUGGUACAAAAGACGAAACAGUUUGGGAGAUUAUGGAGACCUACUAGCUCGUUCUCCACGUUCUAAGGGAUUGUCUAUUUCAGAUGAAUACAAAAAGUUCCAAACAGAAAUUAACAUGAAAACUAAUUAUGAUAAAUCUCAGGCUCGAUACACUACCUUCAAUCAAGAUCUCCAAAAGCAACCACAGGGAAACGAAUCGAGUGAUAUGUAUGAAAAUAACCAAAAGUAUUUGUCCAAUCUACUCGGUGGGUCUACGUAUGAAAAAAAGUUAUCGUACCCAGACUCUCUUGAAUCAUUUAAGUUUACUGCAUCAGAAUCGGUGCUGGGGAAAUCUAAUUCAGACAACGUAGCCGACAGUCCUCCACCUCGGCCAGAUAGCGAACAAGCUCUCUCUGAGCCUAUUCCAACGCCUACAUAUCAGCAAAACAAUGGAGAACCUCACCCGCACGCUGAGCUCCAUCGUCCAUAUAAAUACCAAGCAAAUUUGUAUCCUAAUUUUAGUUCACAAGUGAAUUACAACGCAGAUGAAGUGCAGAGAUACGGAAGCAAGCAGAACGAGAAGCAACCAGAACAUAAAGAACUAACUGAAGAACACCAGGAAGGAGGGCAGCCCGAAGAAAAAAACGAUUCUGCCGUUUUAACUGAAGCACUGGAGGAACGCACUGAAAACAUCAUGAAACGCGUUGAUGAAUUGAUAAAUCAGAGAAGUACCCCAGAAAACAGGAGAGAAAUGAAAACAAAAGAUUCUGCUGCUUCCAAGCAGAAGGAUCCACAAACAUAUAAUGAACUGCAUAAGAAGCGAAAAGAUAUAAGAAAAGUAUCUGCUAAAAGAGUGAAAAGAAAAGUGAAGCCAGAAAAUAAAGCUGAAAAGGACAAAAGUGAUGGAAAAAAGGCGGGAAAAACAGAAUCACAAUUUAGUCAAAACGUACCUGCCGAAGAUACAAAUGGUUUGCAUUGUCAAUGUUCUGACGAAGAACCGGCAGCCGAAGUUAUCGAUGCCAAGGAGAGUGCUGAUACGGCGCCGCCGAAACCUUUAUGGUAUGACGAUUUCAGAUUUACUUCACAAUACCCUUUCCUUUCACAGCAUCCACCUAUUCAUCAGCAAAACCCAGCUCUGCAAAAGCUUAAUCGGCCACCGUUGUAUUCGUCAACACUAAACAAUUACCACUGGAGUUACCCACUGACCGCAGAAGAAGUCUACCAUAAUACUGGUGUAAGCCUCCAAGAGCAGGAGUACUAUCUUGAAAAUCGUGGCGGGAAUCUUCAUCAGAGAUAUGAAGAUAGCCCACUGGCACAAAGAUAUUUUUCUGCCGCUUCCGGAAGACCAUUUCCUCCUAUUAGUAAUGGUUCACCAAAUAAUAGCAGUCCGGUACAUAAAAGUCACCGGUUACAUUCACCGAAGAAUUCAACUGGAAAUGUGGGGGAUCGUGUUAGCAAGAGCUUGCAAAAGGCAGACCGAACUGAUGAUUUGGCAUUCAAAGGAGUUGACGUCGAAUCUGAGGAUUACUUUGCAAAGAAAAACAAAGUGAUGCGUCAGAAAGAAUACGCAGAAUUGCUGCGUCAGCAUCAAAGAGAGAUGACUAAAGAGAAACCACAAGUACGAAGUUGGCGCCACCCAGAUUUGGUGGAGAAAGAACACCAAGAAUCCAAGAGGGCGGCGGCGUUAAAUUUUGCGAAAACCGUUCCGAAACCACCUGCGAAGAAGAGUAGCACUCCUCCAAAGCAGUUAUCUGAACACGAAGAGUUAAUAGACGCCAUCGAAGUAAUGAAGCAAAGACACAACGAGGAGAAGUACGCCAUUGAACAAAUGCGAGCUCAAAUUCAACAGAGAAUGACCCUAGCUGGCUAUUAAACUAUAAACUAAUAAUAUUUAAAACGAGUGUCACACAAUUCUUCACUUUUAUUGUAUUUUUUAUUUUAGUAUUAGCGCGAACCACCAAGUAAAUGUAUAAUGUACUAAUAUUGUCACAGAGAGCUUGUGCCUCUCUUCAA
Molecule: messenger RNA, 2618 nt
Organism: Hydractinia symbiolongicarpus
Lineage: Eukaryota; Metazoa; Cnidaria; Hydrozoa; Anthoathecata; Hydractiniidae
Exons: 4
Coding region: 115-2478 (787 amino acids)
Source: RefSeq, a predicted model, not a curated record